This is a messenger RNA of Paramuricea clavata, 1172 nucleotides long. The record is from the annotation of a GenBank genome assembly. NCBI's taxonomy places the organism in Eukaryota, Metazoa, Cnidaria, Anthozoa, Malacalcyonacea, Plexauridae.
AUGUUGCUGUUGUUUGUUGAUGUUGCUGUUGUUUGUUGUUGUUGUUUGCUGCUGCUGUUGUUGUUGUUUGCUGCUGUUGUUGUUUGCUGUUGUUGGUUGUUGCUGUUGGUUGUUGCUGUUGUUGUUGUUGUUGUUGUUGUUGUUGUUGCUGUUGCUGUUGCUGUUGUUGUUGUUGUUUGCUGUUGUUGUUUGCUGUUGUUGUUUGAUGUUGUUGUUUGCUGUUGUUGUUUGCUGUUGUUGUUUGCUGUUGCUGUUGCUGUUGCUGUUACUUGCUGUUGUUUGUUGUUGUUUGUUGUUGUUUGCUGUUGUUUGCUGUUGUUGUUGUUGUUAAGUUGUGUAUCACACCUGAUCACACAUAAAGGAGUAAAUUUUAAGAAAUUCUGUAAUACAUUAGACAACGGAUCAAACGUACAAGACCUUGACGGAACGGAUGAUAACGGAUCCUCGUGUCCUGAAGAGAAACCUUCAGAGGUAAUUCUAGAUUUCAUCUAAACGGCCAUGUCACACGAGGCUAGCUUUCGUGCAGCUUGCAAUGCAUUUUUUUCUGAAAAAAAUAUAUAUUUCUGCAGGUUGCAGGUAAUCGCCUCGUGUGACGCGGCCUUAAGAUCAGACAUGUGUUUUGAAAAUAUAAUAUACGUCGCUUCUGACCUCCUUUUGCAGGUCAAAGAAGAGAAUGGUUUAUUAAUUACUACUGGGUUGAAAAGACGGAGGGAAUCGACAACGGAUGUAAGUGCAGAAAUACAUUCGUGGAAUAAACUGGGGAAUGGUUCUGCAGAUUUUUAUUGUGAUUGCAAUAUUUCUAGGAAUCCGCUGGCGAAGAAGCUAUCAAAAAAAAGAGGUCGUUAAAAUCCACAGAGCAGGUCGUAUUUAAUAAAUGCAAUACAUUAUUAAAUUUUAUGUAGUAGUCGAAUUCAUAGCUGAAUGAAUGAAAUUUCGCAUUUUCUACACGCCCAAAGUUUAUCAUCAUAAAACCAUCAAUUGUGUCGUGGAAUGGAGAAAUAAGCGCUCUGCAGGAUUCACCUGUCAUUAUGGCUAAGUUAUAAAAAUAAAAUAAGUAUAAUUAAAGAGUUAAUUUUGUUGUGUAGGUGGACGUAGAGUUGUCAGAUGGCGUGGAAAUGGAGAAACAAAACAUGGAUGUCAAGAAGGGUCCUAUUAAAUUGACGCUGAAAUAG